AGACUGGCCCAUAUGACCCGAGUGGGGGGGGACUGGGUGUGACAGCUGAACAUUCAGGGCUCGGACAGAAGAGCCAGCAGGGAUGAGCAGCUUCUCCUCCACAGAGUUAUGAAUGAUCCAGGAUUUCAGACACUUUAAAAACCCCGUCGUCAUGCGGGACUACGCGAGAGGAUGAGCCGACACCUUCUCAUCUUCACAGGAGCUGCAGGAGCGACUCCCUUCAUAAUGAACUGUGCUGUGAUUCUGCUGUUAACAUCAAGCUGCUUCACCUGGUCUUCAGCUUUAUACAUCCCGAACAGAGCAGCACCCAUGAAUCUGAAGUAUCUCCUCGAGCCGCCCGUGUACGCUGAGGUCGUCGCCCGAAGGGGAGAAAACGCCACGUUUCCGUGUAUCCUGAGAACCAAACCCAGCCGGUACAAAGUGAAAUGGACAAAGCUGGAGCCGGAACACGCAGAGCGGGAGAACAUCAUCAUGAUAUCCAAUGCACACGCCUUCAAGCCGUACGGCCAUCUUGGAGCGCGGGCUUCCCUCCGGAAGGCUCACACCAUGGACGCCUCCCUGCAGCUCAGCCGUCUGCAGCUGGAAGAUGGCGGCAAAUAUCGCUGCGAGCUUGUCAACGGCAUCGAGGAUGAGAGUGUUUUCAUUAUGUUGAGGAUUGAAGGUGUGGUGUUCCCAUAUCAGAGUAAAAAUGGCCGCUACAGCUUCACUUUCCACGAGGCGAAGGAGGUUUGUGCCGAGCAGGAUGGAACGUUAGCGUCAUACAGCCAGCUGUACAGAGCGUGGACGGAGGGUCUGGACUGGUGCAAUGCCGGCUGGCUCCACGAUGGGACCGUUCACUAUCCCGUCAUCCAUCCUCGGCCCGCCUGCGGAGGAGAGCUGCUCCCCGGCAUUCGCAGUUAUGGAACAAAAGAUAAGAAUCUCGAUCGGUUCGAUGCUUUCUGCUUCACCUCGCUGACGUCUGGCUCUGUCUCCUACAUAUCGGGGUCUUUCUCCUUCGAGCAGGCAGGACUCGCGUGUCAACGUCAGGGAGCUGACUUGGCGUUGGUCGGACAUCUUUACUCCGCCUGGCGUUUCCAAAACUACGACCAGUGUGACGGUGGUUGGCUGAGAGACGGCAGCGUACGGUUUCCCAUCAGCAACCCCAGGGAGCACUGUGGAGGCAUUCCUGAAGCCGGGGUGCGCUCAUUUGGAUUCCCCAACAAGAUGAUGCAUGUGUACGGCGCCUAUUGCUACAGGUAGCCCAGAAUAAAGAACCCCCCGAUUACAUCUAACUUGGUGGAUUAAUUAAGACGGCCGAUAAAACGUCUGUUUGGAUUUUACUUUCUCAUCAUGAGACACCAGACGAUCGGCUGGACGGCCAUGAAUGGAGCUUUAGUCUUUAAUGUGAGAUAAAUACAAAUAUAAGUCAAACUGAGACAUAAAGAGAAUUCUUUUUAUUAGAAAUAUUCCUUUCUUUUGGAGCCACAAACCACUUUGACGAAUGGAAGAAUUGUCAGAAUGUAAUAAAUGUAAAAUAUAAGACAUGUUAAACAUACACAAUCAUCAAUCUUGCACUAAACCUGUAAUAAUAAAAUGUGAGAAAGUUAAACAUGUUUAAUUCUGAGUCGAUCACCUGCCGGCGACGCUGAGCUCCGAACUGGUUUAUCUGUAAACUAAUUACAUGUCAUUUAAUUUAUUCAAUAAAUAAAUGUAUAUCCACUGUAUGCACGUUUGUGUGAUUUCACAGAAAGAACAAAGCCGUAGAUGUUCUGACGUCAUAAACCACGAUGUCUUGAGAAGCGUUGAGUUGAGUCUCACUCGAUUGUCCCUCCGGGCUUCCUUACAG
Molecule: messenger RNA, 1825 nt
Organism: Cottoperca gobio
Lineage: Eukaryota; Metazoa; Chordata; Actinopteri; Perciformes; Bovichtidae
Gene: hapln2
Product: hyaluronan and proteoglycan link protein 2
Exons: 5
Coding region: 172-1239 (355 amino acids)
Biological process (GO): cell adhesion; central nervous system development; positive regulation of neuroblast proliferation
Cellular component (GO): perineuronal net; synapse
Molecular function (GO): hyaluronic acid binding
Source: RefSeq, a predicted model, not a curated record